Fusarium coffeatum is the source of this 471-nucleotide messenger RNA. RefSeq lists its product as uncharacterized. The transcript is spliced from 3 exons. The coding region runs from base 1 to 471 and encodes 156 amino acids. The record is from RefSeq and is a predicted model, not a curated record. Lineage: Eukaryota; Fungi; Ascomycota; Sordariomycetes; Hypocreales; Nectriaceae.
AUGGGUAUUAGAGAUUUCGCCAUCAGUUACGUGGUCUUCACCACCCUCCACUUCUUCCUCUUCGCCCUUGCCCUGGCUACCUGUGGUCUGUACGGUACCGACGUUCACCAUGCGAAUCAACAGGGCAAAUACUCUGACUCCAAAUGGGUCUACGCUGUAGUAGUCGGUAGUAUCUCUGCCGUAACGUGUGUCCUCUACUUCAUCCCCUUUAUCCUGCGUAUCGCUGGCAUCUUUGUUCCAGUGUGGGACUUUAUUCUAUUCGUCCUCUGGAUCGCCCUCUUUGGCGUGUUUGGCAAGAUGUACAUUGAUGAGAAUGCCGAGGGCGAUGGAGAUAUCAGACGCAUGAAGAACGCCGUUUGGGUUGAUCUUACCAGCGCUCUCCUCUGGUUCAUCACAGCCCUGGCGGCUUUCGGGUACUGGUGGAAGCACCGCGACCACAGAUCACGCUUUACUGGUCGCGCUCACGUCUGA